This is a messenger RNA of Diorhabda carinulata, 1587 nucleotides long. RefSeq lists its product as uncharacterized. Bases 1 to 1587 code for a protein of 528 amino acids. NCBI's taxonomy places the organism in Eukaryota, Metazoa, Arthropoda, Insecta, Coleoptera, Chrysomelidae. The transcript is spliced from 3 exons. The record is from RefSeq and is a predicted model, not a curated record.
AUGUAUGUUAAAAUUGAAACGGAGAGAUUAACAUUCAUCAGGUUGAAUCAAACCAAACUCCGAUCUGAAGAGUAUAUUCACCUUCGAGAUGCGAUUAAUACUGAUGGAAAUGCACAGAAUGUCGGUCGGAUGACUAUUCUUCCAGCAACAUACAUCGGAAGCCCUCGGCAUAUGCACGAAUAUGCUCAAGAUGCCGUGUCGUAUGUUCGUCAUUAUGGUACAGCAGAUUUGUUCAUCACAUUUACAUGCAAUCCGCAAUGGAUAGAAAUCAAGCAGGAGUUAUUCUCUGGGCAAUCACCCAUUGAUCGUCAUGAUAUUACAGCCAGAGUCUUUAGACAAAAGUUGAAAUCAUUAAUGGAUUUCAUCGUAAAACAUAAUGUGUUUGGUGAGACACGCUGCUGGAUGUAUUCUGUGGAGUGGCAGAAACGAGGAUUGCCACAUGCACACAUUUUGAUUUGGUUGGUUGAAAAGAUAAGGCCAAAUGAAGUUGAUGCAGUGAUAUCAGCUGAAAUCCCUGAUGUACAAGUAGAUCCUGGAUUACAUGAGGUAGUUAUCAAACACAUGAUACAUGGUCCCUGUGGAACUCUUAAUCAAAAUUCACCGUGUAUGAUGGAUGGUAAAUGUUCAAAACGAUAUCCACGGACAUUAAUAUCGGAAACAAUUACUGGUAAUGACGGUUAUCCAUUGUAUCGUCGCAGAUCGACAGCAGACAAUGGAAAAUCAACAAUUGUCAAAUUAAAUCAACAAGAUAUUGAAAUAGAUGAUCGUUGGAUUGUUCCAUAUUCACCCAUUUUAUCAAAGACAUUCAAAGCACACAUCAACGUUGAAUCUUGCCAUUCAGUGAAAUCAAUUAAAUACAUUUGCAAAUAUGUAACCAAAGGGAGUGAUAUGGCUGUGAUUGGAAUUGGUGCAGAGAAUUCCAAUGAUGAAGUUACCCAAUACCAAAUGGGCCGCUAUGUCAGUAGUAAUGAAGCAGUUUGGCGAAUAUUUUCUUUUCCUAUUCAUGAGAGACAUCCUUCUGUUGUUCACUUAGCUGUGCAUUUAGAAAAUAGACAAAGAGUGUAUUUUACAACACAGAACGCAGUACAAAGAGCUGCUCAGCCACCAUCUACUACAUUAACCAGUUUUUUUGAGACAUGCCAAAACGAUGAUUUCGCACAAACAUUGCUAUAUUCUGAAAUGCCAAAAUAUUAUACCUGGAAUCAAUCCUCAAGGAUAUUUAUACGACGGAAACAAGGAAAACCAGUUCCAGGAUAUACAGAUGAUAAAGAAGUGAAAAACGGUAAUGAAAAGAAGAAUGCAAAAGGAAAGGAAGGAAAAAGAAUGAAAAAUAAAUCAGUUUACGAUGAAGAGGAUGAAGUGUUUUGCCUGGUAUGCGUAUCCCUAUAUCCUGUUAGCAAGCCCAAAGAAAUCUGGAUUCAGUGCCAAGAAUUCAAACCUAUAAGUCACCAAACUUAUAGAGUGGUAUACAUGAAAUUAGCCCUAGUAAUUGUGACGGGGCGUAUAUUGGGCAGACUAAGAGAUCCGUUAAUGUCCGCUUUAAAGAGAAAAAAAUCGAGUAUUGCUGAUCACGCUUCUAGUCAUUAA